AUGAGAUUUUCGGCGCAGAAUGUUCGACCUGGUUAUGACAUGCUCAAAAAAGCGAAAGGCUGCUGCUGUUUUUACGCCACGCCACCUUCAGCUACUAUGGAUGAAGCUUUGGUUGAUUUCUUAGCCGCUGAGGAAGAAAAGCCCGAGUGGAUAGAAAAUCUCAUCUACAUUGUUCGUAUUCACUAUGCAAAGAACGACAAGGAAAAUACGAAGAAAUAUUGCAAUAAAUUACUUUCUCUUACGCCUACAGACGAAGAUGAACGUGAUCGACUGGAUGAAGCGAAGAAAAUACUAGCCAAGUGCUAAAACGGGUUUUAUACGCAUUUUGUUUUCUGUACUAUAUCAAGAUUAAAUAUUUUGCAUGUUUUAUUUACAUGACACCAUCAAAGUGCAUUUACU
Molecule: messenger RNA, 399 nt
Organism: Cylicocyclus nassatus
Lineage: Eukaryota; Metazoa; Nematoda; Chromadorea; Rhabditida; Strongylidae
Source: the annotation of a GenBank genome assembly